This is a messenger RNA of Pocillopora meandrina, 2761 nucleotides long. NCBI's taxonomy places the organism in Eukaryota, Metazoa, Cnidaria, Anthozoa, Scleractinia, Pocilloporidae. The record is from the annotation of a GenBank genome assembly.
AUGGCAAAAGGUCGAACAUUCGCUCCAUCGAAGGAGAAAGAAGGAAACUGGGUGAGUCGAGUAAAGUGAAAAUCCUUUAGUAGAUCGCCGUGCAAAACUGAAUUGACAUAAACCGCUGGGAGAGAGUCCUUUGUUACUUAUUUGUUUAAUACAGCUCAAGAAAAAAUAAUACGAAGAUCGUAUAAAUUUGUCGAAUUUACGCACGUUAUAACUCGAGAAUAUGGGUGUAAAUCACAAACUACUAUCUGCCGAUUUGUUUUCACACGCAAGAGUCAAAGAAACAUGCAAACUAUGAUGAAAACAAGGCCUUGUCAGGAAAGCCGCUGCUCUUUAUAUCUGUUAUUCAUAGGCUGGUUUCACCGAAUGUAAAAGUUAAUAUUUAUGCAUUCGAGUCAAUCAACGAAAGAAGGCUCGCUAGGUAGACACACUUCACUUAGAAGUCAUCUUCUGCCAAGAAGUUGUUUUGCAAUUAAAUGAAGGUCAUUAUAUACACAAAAACUCACUUAGGCCUCAAAUUAUUUAAACAAACGAAAGUGACAAGGUUUUGUAUUUAUGGAAAUUUGUGGCCUCUUUGUGGCCUCAUGUUUAAAAAUAAACAUGAUUCGUCGUCAAAAUAGCAGCUGAAUGAAUUUGUCAAUUAUUGUCAAACUAUGCAAAGCCACACUAGGUCUGGCUAACUAGAUAUUUUGCAAACUAGAGAAUUGUGAAAAAGACGAAAAACUUUUCAAUAGCUCUAGUCAUAAACUGUCGAAACCUCCGAAAGCUGGCAACCUCGCGCCAGACGAGGAUAGUGCUCACUUACAACGACAUGACGGAAAAAUAUUAAACUGAGAGGGUGGGAUCUGGAAAGCAAUCACUAGAGAGGUAAGCAUGGGGACUUUCUCCCCAGAGGGAGAUCGUUAUUACUAAUUUCAGCCAAAAAGACAUCUUUCUCCGAUGUCCCUGGACCUUAGGCUCAAAUUUUACGAUAAAAAUAUCUUUAUCAAGCAUAUGCCAGGCUUUCGGUUAGCUCAAAGGGGCAAAAAAGGACGCACUGAAAAGUGGAGGGGCAGGCGUUUCUAUGACAAAUACAAACGCCCUUUAUCAAUUGCCCGCUCCUUUUCUCGCGUCUAUUGACUGAGAGCGUGUUUGGUAUAAAAAGCUACUAUAACCCGGUGAUGAAAAACGAGUGAUUCAUACUAAAUAGAUCGCGACAGAGGCGCUAAAUCUCGAGGAGAUGUGAAUGCGACAGAUGUUAGAUUUCGCUAGAACAUCACAAUUUGACGUCUCACCAUGGACGACACAACGCAACCGACUCUUUUUUUCUCCAGUUUUCCCAAUGGUGCUUUAAUGUAAACUUACCUUGCACUGUUGUUUUUUUUUCUAAUGUUUUGUCCCAGUUUUCUACGCGGGGCUGGCCUAGGACGCUCGAUGUCACUAAACCACAAGAACGAAGGGUGGCAUCCCCUCCCACGAGAUUUAACAGCAAACACGAGGUAAUUUUAAGAUUAACUAUUUAUAUCUUUAACACUUCUUCGACCUUCAAAUCAAUGAUUAAUUGUACUAUUAUCAAACAUUUUGUGUAUGAAAUCUGAUGAAAGUUCAAGAUGGUGUAAUGCAGGAGUGAACGCUGUUUGAUGAUUUUGUUUUUGUUUUGGUUCCGUUUCAAUAGGUCCCGUUCAGAAGAUUUGCUUUUUCAACACACGAUAACAGACAUACAUUCCAAGACCAGGGAGAGUACUUUGGAAACGUAAGGCAGUCGCGAUCACUUUUCGAUCAUAUUCAUAGGAAAGUCAGGUUUAAAAAGAGCUUUUACUUCGUAAAAUCGUUCUCCAUAUUUAUAGUACGGUAUACAAUAAAGGAGCAAGCAACUUCUGCGCGUGCGUAAACGCAUUUUCUCGCGCUCCCCAAAUGCGCACGCAUGCAACGAUUCUUUCCCAGAGAGACACCGUGACUUAAGAAGGACAGAUACGACACUUAAACGGCAUACUUCGGUCAAAUUUGGUACCCAUGCGCUAAAAGAUCGCUCAUGAAUCCAACCUGUCAAAAAGAGCGCUCUUGAUCAACUUUAUUAGCUCAACUCCAUGAUAUUGUACUAAGACACCGAAACGGUUUAGUAUUUUAAUCGAUGUGGCACCGCCAUGUAAAAAAAUAAUAUAGUGCAUUUUUUUUUGUUGUUGUUGUUAAUCCGUUUUUUUGGUUGUUUGGUUCCUUAAACCUUCAUUUUCUUUCAGGGACUUGGACGUCGAACAUUUCCCGACAGAUGUCAGCACUACUCUAACAAUCUGAUCACAUGGGAAACAAAUAAUGACCCUAGCUCGUGCUAUAUGGCGUCUUACCAAGGUCUCCAGGGAGAUGAUAACAGCCGGUAUAGACGGUUUCCGCGCGUUCAUCUUGAAGGAAAACCUGGUUCUGCCCCAUCAGAAACCACAACCACCAAGUGGUUUAAGCAACCAGACGUUCCGUACAAAACACCUCUGCACGUACUGGCGAUAACUCAAGAACCGUUUCUGACCCCCAACAAAUGGGCAUAUUCAUACAGACCGAUAUGGUAUUAACAGUAAUUGAUGUUGCCUUUACGUGGUUUUUAGUUAUUUAGAUCUGCGUGCCAGCCUACAAUGCGAUUUAAAAAUGGACUCAUCAUUGUGUGAUCAUCAGAUACCUAAUGUUUCAAGAAGACUCCUGUUUCAAACGCGAAACAAGAUUAAGUGGUGUGAUUUGCUCGAUUUCAAACUCAAGAUGUGCUUGAUAUUCAAGUUUUACUUUGUAAAUCUUAUUUAUU